Molecule: messenger RNA, 1518 nt
Organism: Pedinophyceae sp. YPF-701
Lineage: Eukaryota; Viridiplantae; Chlorophyta; Pedinophyceae
Source: the annotation of a GenBank genome assembly
AUGGAACCAAGGAGGGUAUCAGUCUGUGCGCUCGGGCUCAAAAACGACGAAAUCGAUGAGCUCGCCGCCGACGCGGUGGUGUGGGCGACGCAGCACGGGCUGGUGAUGGGCGCCAAGUCCGGCGGGACGGCGCCGGAUCUGGCCGGGUCGGGCGUGCAGAUCACGACCGUGCACGCGCCCGUGUCGCUGUCGCCCGUCGCGCUGCCGCGGCGCGAGUACGAGCGCGCGCUGGCGCUGUCGGGCGUGAUCUCGAGCCUGAUGGACGCGGUCUCGCGGGACCGCGCGUACCUGCGCGAGACGCUGGAGGUCGCGGCGCAGGAGGACCCGUUCACAGGCGACCUGCUGAAGCUCAUGAACGACAUCGAGGCCGAGGUGGGCCCGGAGCGCAUGGUGGACCCCGUGACGCUGCUCAUGACGCGCUCCGACUACAUGCUCGACGAACCGUCGACGCGGAUGCUCCAGGUCGAGAUCAACAUGAUCGCGGCGAGCUUCGCCUCCCUGUCCACCCUCGUCUCGCGGCUCCACCGCUACCUCGCGCUGCGACACCCCGGGAUCCUCGCCGGGGACGCCGACGCGAAUAAUCUCCCGGAGAACGAGCCGCUCGCGGGGUUCGCGGACGCCAUGGGCGAGGCGGUGCGGCGGUACUGCGCACACAAGGGCUGGGAGGCGCCGCGGCCGGGCGCGAGCAGCGCGCCGGACGCGCCGAUCGUGCUGAUGGUCGUGCAGCCCGGGGAGCGGAACGCCUUCGACCAGCAGUGGAUCGCGAGCACGCUCUGGGAGCGCCACGGCGUGCGGACCGUCCGCAAGCUGUUCAAGGAGGUCGCGGCCGAGGCGCAAGUCGGGUCCGACGGCACGCUGACCCUCGGCGGCCGCCGCGUCGCGCUGGCGUACCUGCGCGCGGGAUACACCCCCGCGGACUUUGUCACCGAGUCCGACUGGCAGGGGCGGCGCGUGCUCGAGGUGUCCGACGCGCCCAAGGUCCCGAACCUCGCGCAGCAGCUCGCGGGCACGAAGAAGGUCCAGCAGGACCUCGCGCGCCCCGGCGUUCUCGAGCGGUUCCUGUCUGACCAGGACGCGGGGGGACUUCGCGCCGUGUUUGCGGGGCAGUGGUCGUUCGAGGAGUUCGACGGGGCCGAGGCGCGCGGGGUCAUCGCGAAGGCGCUGGAGAACCCCGACGCGUACGUGCUGAAGCCGCAGCGCGAGGGGGGCGGGAACAACCUGUACGGGGAGGACGCGGCGAAGGUGCUGCGGGCGGGCGGGAGGAAGCUGGGCGCGUACAUUCUCAUGGAGCGGAUAAGGCCGCCCGUGAACAAGACGCUGUUCCUGCGGGAGGGGGUGUGGGCGGAGGGGGACUCGCUGUCGGAGGUGGGGGUGUACGGCGCGUACGUGCGUGUGGGCAGCGACGCGCCCGCUGUCAAUUGCGCUGCGGGGACGCUGAUUCGGACCAAGCUCGAGAGCAGCAACGAGGGCGGCGUCGCGGCGGGCUUCGCGGUGCUGGACUCGCCGCGGCUGACGUGA